AUGCCUGAAUGGCAUUCGUGUAUACGUUCCAACUCUGACCCUUACUCGUGCUCUUCCCCCAGAGCAUUUAGCAGGCCGGACUUGAGGAAGCCGCUCAAGACCUGCUUGAAGCGAAAGGCCAAGAGCGCGAACACAACUCCACCCAAUGAAGCCACGGCGUCGAUUGAAAGCUCGGUCGACAAUCAGAAGCUCCGACGCGUAAAAACCGUUGACUUCGAAAAGCCGAUCUCCGAAUCGUUACCUACCCACGAAAAGGCUUCGCGGAACGCCUCAGAUUACCGAGGGACUAGGGUUGGGAAAGCCCCAGGCCGUGGGUACUCAUGCCCCGGUGCUGCUUUGUUAGCCAGGCGCUCGCCGGCAUACCCAGCUAUGACUAGAACGGACGUCCAAGUCAUUGCGAUUGCGCCUGUAUUGUCGAAUUUCCCGGCCAUGAAUGCAACAGAUCAAGCUGAGGUUGAAGAAACUGAUCCCGCAACUGCCACCAUGCAGAUCGGCGAGCCAGGGAAUGGCAGCUACGAAGUGGUUUGGGACGAUAUACCACCCGAGCAGAACGUAAGCACACGAUGGCGCAGCUCCUCAGCAAGCCAGGCGCUGGAAGCUGCUUCAGUGGGCACAAGAGGUCUUGAACGUGUCAACACCAAGCUCACAGAGUGGUCCGGUACCUGGAACAUGCCUCCCGAAUCUUUCAAGCCAAUCAUUGUCAUCUUUCCUGACGAUGACGAUCGCAGACCUCACUUCGAAUGCGCUGUUGUCGACGAUGAGGAUAUCGAGAUCUCCGCGCCCCCGAACAGCGAGAGGGUAAGCGCCGCGCACUCGCGCCGUUCCUCACAACCCGCCAGUGCUCGAAUGUCAAGAGCUACUUCUCAUGAAGAGCUCUACGGACCCCCGCUCCCAGUCGACAAUGGGGCUAAUUCUCCAGAGGCAACGCUUGUCGUGCCGGAUCCAGUGGUGCCGGUAGCAUGGUCAGCCCAUCUUGCUGCCGCUCGUCGAAAGCUUGGAGUACCGAGCAAAGAACGAAAGCUGUCGAACGUCGAAGAAGCGGACUUGAAAUUUCGUAACCAUCGAGACUCCGUUACGCUUGCGCACUCGCGUCUGAUCAACUCUAGCGGAGUGAGACCAGAAUUGUUCGCACACAGAGACUCUGUGACAAUAGCGAAGAAGCGGAUGCAUGCCAAAAAUCAUCAGCACGCGCAUCGACUGAGGUCGAAGUCAGAGCACGCACAGCAGACUGAUGGUGAAGCUGCUAUGAUGCCGACGGCGCUUGUAGUGAAAGCUCACGCAGCUGAGGCUCUCAGACAAGGCAAGCCGGCUCCCAUACUCCGCCAAACAAAGUCUGUCAGCGGGCAACACAUUCGCACUGAAGGGUCACUGUAG
Molecule: messenger RNA, 1374 nt
Organism: Didymella exigua CBS 183.55
Lineage: Eukaryota; Fungi; Ascomycota; Dothideomycetes; Pleosporales; Didymellaceae
Exons: 1
Coding region: 1-1374 (457 amino acids)
Source: RefSeq, a predicted model, not a curated record